AUGCCAAGAUCACCUCACAUGAAUGGUGUAGUUGAGAGGCGCAAUAAAACAUUAAAAGAGAUGGUAAGGUGUAUGGUUAGUCACUCUAUCUUACCGGAAUCCCUCUGGGGAGAGGCAAUUAAGACCGCAACUUAUAUUCACAAUAGAGUACCAACUAAGGCAACCCUUAUGAACUAUGGACUGACGGAAAAUGCUAGAUUUUUUAAAGAUGUUGAGUUUGGAGGGGAAGAUAAGGUUAAAGAGUUUAUCUUUGAAGAGGAACAAGUUUCUUUUCCUUUAGUUGUCAUCAAUUAUGAUCAGACAUCCAUUCCUAACAUGAUUGAAGGAACAACUCCAGAAACUCAAAAUGAUUCCCUUAUUCAAAAUCAACCAAAAUUCCUAAUGAACAAACUCAACAACUUUAAGAACCAGUGCCAUUAA
Molecule: messenger RNA, 420 nt
Organism: Chenopodium quinoa (quinoa)
Lineage: Eukaryota; Viridiplantae; Streptophyta; Magnoliopsida; Caryophyllales; Amaranthaceae
Exons: 2
Coding region: 1-420 (139 amino acids)
Biological process (GO): DNA integration
Molecular function (GO): nucleic acid binding
Source: RefSeq, a predicted model, not a curated record